CUUGGCAAAGAUGACCAGACAGAUAAGAUCUGCCAACAUUGGGCUGAUUCUGGCCUUGGUCCUUUUGGCUCUUCACAGAGGAUCAUCAGUUCCAGCAUUAACAUGUGGACUUCAACAGCCUGUUCUACGGAUAGCGGGUGGUGUGAAUGCCCAGGCUGGCGAGUGGCGGUGGCAAGUCAGUGUCCAAUAUCGCAGCCAACAUAUCUGUGGAGGAAGCCUCAUUAAUAAUCAAUGGGUUCUCACUGCUGCCCACUGCUUUUUCGAGAUUGGGAAACAAAUCCACCCGGAGCAUUGGAGCGUGAUCUUGGGAAGUGUGAGGCUGAUGGGCAGGAGGGCCAGAGGGUCAAAACGGAACGUCUCUAUGGUCAUCCCUUACGAAAACUACACCAGCUACGAGAAAGGACAUGACAUCGCUCUGGUGCGCCUGGCCAAGCCUGUGCGCUACACCAAAGAUAUCGCGCCCAUCUGCCUGCCUUUUGCUGAGCACCGCUUUGCCUUUGGGACCCAGUGCUGGUUGACUGGCUGGGGAGACGUCGCGGCCAACGUCCACCUGCCAGAACCCAUGAUCCUCCAAGAAAUAACCAUGGACCUCUUGACUGUCGACACCUGCAACUGCAUUUACAGCAAUCUGCGCAACAGGCGGAUCGUCAACCCUGCCUUGCCUGGCAUGGUCUGCGCCAUGACUCCUGACCGCAAGAGAGGACCUUGUAAGGGCGAUUCAGGUGGCCCACUGGUUUGCUUGGAGAACGGCCGAUGGUUCCAGGCAGGGAUCAUGAGUUCCUCCUUGAGUUGUACCCAGUUCUAUGGACCCACCCUCUUGACGGACGUGAGAGCCUACGCCAACUGGAUCCAGCAUCAUGUUGAAGGAGCCUCCUUUGCCAAUCAGAUCGAGCCCAUACCCAACACCACUGACAGUUACAUGUGCACAGGCUGCGGGGUCCUGAAACAGGAGAACAAACAAUGGCCUUGGUAUGCAAGUCUACAGUAUCAAGGAGAGCACGCCUGUGGAGGCACUUUAAUUGGGGAGCACCACAUCCUGACUGCUGCUCAGUGCUUCAUUGGGCGCCAGGAAACGGAAGGCUGGGAGGUACUUCUGGGAGAGCAGCUGGAAGGAAGGCAACAAAAAUGGCAAGAGAAGAGAACUCUCAAAAACAUUGAGCUUCACGGUCUCUAUGUUGACAUGAUGGAAGGUUACGACAUUGCAGUUGUCACACUGGCACAACCUGUGGUGUUCAAUGACAACAUCUCAGCCAUUUGUGCCCCAUAUGCUGCCCACCAGUUCCCCUUUGGCUCUACUUGCUGGACCCGCGGGCGAAGAAUUGAUGACCAAGGGAUGCCAGGCCCUCUGCAAAGUGUGGAGGUGAAAAUCCUUGGCCCAAAGAAUUGCAAUUGCCGCUACAAUGUGACGAGUGACCCUGGGAGAGAAAUCUCCAUCAUGCCUAAGAUGGUCUGUGCAGUACCACAUAACAGAUCCAUGCGUUGUGAGGUAAGCAUCGGAGACCCCUUGGUUUGCAGCCACAAGGGGGUGUGGUUCUUGGCUGGCAUUUCCAGCUAUGGGAAUGGAUGUGGAACUAUAAUUCGUCCAGGGGUUUUCACAUCCGUCAAGAGCUACGAAGAGUGGAUCAUGAAGGCUGCCUGGUCCACAUACUAUGAUGUGCAAAAAAACCCUGUACCAAAGGCCACAGAUGAAGAGACUUGCCUGACUGUGUAGCCUUCCUGUUAACAUCUAGCAAGCUCAUAAAUCAGGAUUUCUCUUACAAUGAGGGUUUGAAAGGCAAACUUUUGCUUCAUCUUACGAUCUGUGUAUACCUCUUUCUUGAAGCAACUUGAAUCUUGGCGUAACAAAGAAAUGUCUACAAGAGCGAUCAUACCCUAGGAAAUUAUCUAAUCAGCAUUGCAUUCACUUAUUCAAGUUUCUCAACUGUGACAACUUUUAAGAUGUGUGGACUUCAACUCCCAGAAUUACCUGCCACACAUCUUAAAGCUGCCAGAGUAGAGAAACACUGCCUUAGGCACCCUGUUCAUACAGUUACAUUUCUCAUUUCAUUUUUUAUUUUUAUUUUUUUAGUCUGUGGUGAUCCAUUCCUGAUCGUGAAAUAUCAGGAUGGCAAAUAUUUAUUUCCUUUUUUCCACCUGUAAAUAAGCCUGGGACUAAACUGAUCAAAACUGACUUGCCCAGUUUUUACACUCCUAAAAAUCCAUUUUCAAAGGCUGUGAAGCUUGUAUAGUCAAUAUGACCUGCUCUUUAAUGCUUUGGAAUUUUCUUAUUAUUUUCUAAAAAACAGACCACACGCACUAAGUAACCUGUAUACUAAAUCUGAGCUUUCUAGUGUAUGUAGAGUCUUGCCAAUUAGUUACAGACAGCCCCAUACAAUUUACAUUUUGUUUCAGUGACUAUGAUUCUCUAGUAUCUCAAUAGAAUUAUUAGACAAGACGAUUGAGACUGACAUACUUCUCCCAAUGCAUCAAACCAUGAUAUGGUUUGUUUGCUUCAGCUUUAGGUAUUCUACAAACUUAACUGCUGUGGCUUAUGCUUAGCCUUUUGAACAAAUCCUAAGGGUGGUUUGUUAUAUUGUGUAUGCCAUGGUUAUAUAUAAACCUUUGUACCAUAUGUGAGCACAGACUACAGCUUUCUUGGGUUUUGUAGCCAAGCCAGGAAUCCAGGUUUCUUGCCCCACUUUUGCUUUCUUUGAGCCUCAGCACUUCACUACAGAUCAUCUUUAUUUUAAGUGUAAGAUGUGGGUAGAAUCUUGGGUUUCUCUUGUGAAUUAAAAAAUGCAUCCAAGCUAAUCUUGAGUUAUUUUUUUCCCCCAAGAUGAUAAAACUGACAUGGAUUUAUUGGUGUAUUUAUUUUCAAUGUUCCAUUUAAUGAAGCAAGUUAUUUAAACAUUUGUAAACUCUGUCCGACCAGCAUCUGAUUAUUUGUACAUGACAACGUUUGCUGAUUGUAUAGGCUUUAAUUGUUGGGAGCCAGCAUCUUGUACUCUAGAAAGCAUUUGGUUGUUAAUCUUUGUCUUUUUAAAACAUCAUCUCCCCCAGGCUGAUUUAUAAUAUGCUGUACUUUUCUAUCUCUGUGUAGAUAGAUAAAUCUAUUUAUAUUUGAUAAUAUGUAUUUAUUACAUUUUGUUUUUCUAUUAUGUUACUGUGAAAAUUUGUUUGGAAAAAUGGAAUAUAAACAACAAUAAAAGAAAGGCAAGAAUUA
Pantherophis guttatus is the source of this 3202-nucleotide messenger RNA. Its product is annotated as serine protease 53. Lineage: Eukaryota; Metazoa; Chordata; Lepidosauria; Squamata; Colubridae. The record is from RefSeq and is a predicted model, not a curated record. Gene Ontology annotation, molecular function: serine-type endopeptidase activity. Gene Ontology annotation, biological process: proteolysis.